This is a messenger RNA of Cebus imitator (Panamanian white-faced capuchin), 5246 nucleotides long. RefSeq names its product Rho guanine nucleotide exchange factor 3 (gene ARHGEF3). Bases 1807 to 3405 code for a protein of 532 amino acids. Lineage: Eukaryota; Metazoa; Chordata; Mammalia; Primates; Cebidae. The transcript is spliced from 10 exons. The record is from RefSeq and is a predicted model, not a curated record. Gene Ontology annotation, biological process: positive regulation of Rho protein signal transduction; intracellular signal transduction. Gene Ontology annotation, molecular function: guanyl-nucleotide exchange factor activity.
GUUUUAAAAUCAAGUGGCGAAGGGUGGUGUCUGCACUUGAAACAAGACACUUUAUUCCUGGGUUUAGCAUUGACCUUGCCCAGCUUGGUCUGGCAGCUUGAGUUGCUGGACUAGGAAGCGUCUCUGCAGGUUGUGUUCUGUUAUCUCUCUGUAAAGCCUGAAAGCAUCUGCAUUUGCUAGUUUUCAGUAGAGCUAUUUAACAAGAAUCUGGAAACAUUCUCCCUGAGGGCUCUCUUUAGACAGCAGUAAAAUGUAGCUGGAGACAUACUGAGUAAACGGAAAAGAAAAAUCAAAUGAGGCCAGGAAUUUUUUAAAUCUCCUAUUCUCUCAGAAACCCUCAAGGAGAACACCAUAAUUCAUACUUUACUCAUGUGGGUUAGGCAUAAAGCCUCCCUCAUAGAUCCAAUAACCUGUAAGUGUUCUGGUUUUGAAAUUGCACCUGCUUACAUUGCUGGAUCAUAGCACUAAAUCACACAGCAACGGCUUCUGGUUCAAUUCUUCAUUACUUGGGAAUGUCAGAUUGCCAGAGAGCAGCCUGAUGUUUACAUCCAAAUCGGCAAUGACUUAGGAAAUCAGUUUUAAUUACAAUCUCACAUAUCAGCACUACACUCAACCUGCAGAGAGGCUGGCAUUUGUGUUGUACAUACUUCUUGUAGCUGUGCAGAAAAUGCCUGUCCGACUGGGUCAUGUAAAAUGGACAGCAAAGUCAGCAGAAACUUAGAAAAGAUGACACAGCAAGUGGAACACGGCUAGAUCAUCCCCCAUCCUGCCAAGUGUGCAGUGCUCUCUGGCCCCUUUUUAAAACAAGAGAACCCAGUUGGCAUUUGCCUUUCAACCCCCCUAUUCUGAUUACAAAAAUCUGUGACCCAUCAGCUUUAACCAUAAAAAAAAAAAAGAGUGAAAGAGAAAGACUCAGAGUCAGUGAGCAGGAUUCUUUGAGACCAGGUCCUGCUUCCUCAGGGAAUCCUUGUUGCCUCACUUGCUAUAAUGCAGUUUGUGCCACCAGUCUGGCAUUUUCAGCCCAAAGCAGGAGCCAUUGAGACAAAUUCAGGGGAUGCUUAAGAGGCGGGGUGUGUGUGUGUGUGUGCGCGCGCGUGUGCGUGCACUCGUACGUAUGUGUGCGUGUAUUCCAUAUGCCAACGGUGCAGCUCUGACGUAAAAAAAUGUUUUCAACCCUCCUCUGGGCACAAAUGCUGAAGAGCCUGGCACUGGACAGGGAGCAUCCUGAAGGGCAUUGUCACCUGAAGCAGAAGAGCUGUCAGAUCUUUCCCUUCCGCAGUUAAAUCAUUUUCAUGGAAUGGCUCUCAUCUUGGGAGAUUCAUCCUCUGCAUUUUGGAACUGAGCCUUCCUAGUGUUCUGAGAGUUUUCUGCUAUCUGUUCAGCUUAGCACGCUAAGAAGCCGGAGAGGUACCCAGCAGGCUGGUUGCAUUCUCUGUCUUGGAAAAAUAUUUGGUUUGAGAAAUCGUGAAAUCAUUCCUGGCCACAUUGUGGGAUUGUAUUGAUUUUUCUUUUCUUUUCUUUCUUUUUUUUUUUUAGUUUUUAAAUUUUUAUAUGGAAAUGCCGGAAAGCUUGGAGACAGUCUAUUUCAAAGAAGGCUUUUGAUUUCUGAGACUGGCAAGGGCAUAAAAUGACAUGAGAGUUUCUCAGCAGGAUUCCAAAUUCAUGAAAGAUUUUUUCAAGCAUCUACUAUGUUCAGAACAGGGAUGCAGAGAUGUUCUGGAGAAUCUGAAGUUCAGGCUUAACCCUUGAAACUUUGAAAGCAAUGGCUGAAAAGGAAAGAUGAAUACCUAGAGGCUCCCUCUGGAAAUGAUUGAGGUUUGCCAUCGCAAUUGGCUACUUUGGCUUUGUCUGUCAAAAUUUGGUGUCUUCAUGUGCUGUCCGGCAUCUACUACAGGUCAGAUGGAGCUUAGAAGGACAAGGGAGCCUAGUAAUAAACGGGUCAAACCCCUUUCAAGAGUCACGUCACUAGCAAACCUCAUCCCGCCUGUGAAGGCCACACCGUUAAAGCGCUUUGGUCAAACCCUGCAGCGCUCCAUUAGCUUCCGCAGCGAGAGCCGCCCUGACAUCCUUGCCCCCCGACCCUGGUCCAGAAAUGCCGCCCCCUCAAGCACGAAACGGAGAGAUAGCAAGCUCUGGAGUGAGACCUUCGAUGUGUGCGUCAAUCAGAUGCUUACAUCCAAGGAAAUCAAACGUCAGGAGGCGAUCUUUGAGCUUUCCCAAGGAGAAGAAGACUUGAUAGAAGACUUGAAAUUAGCAAAAAAGGCUUAUCAUGACCCCAUGCUGAAACUCUCCAUAAUGACAGAACAAGAGUUGAAUCAAAUUUUUGGAACACUGGACUCUCUAAUUCCUCUACAUGAAGAGCUCCUUAGUCAGCUUCGAGAUGCUCGGAAGCCUGAUGGCUCGACUGAACAUGUUGGUCCCAUCCUCGUGGGCUGGCUGCCUUGCCUCAGCUCCUAUGACAGUUACUGUAGCAAUCAAGUAGCUGCCAAAGCUCUGCUGGACCACAAAAAGCAAGAUCACCGAGUCCAGGAUUUCCUACAGCGAUGUUUAGAAUCCCCCUUUAGCCGCAAACUAGAUCUCUGGAAUUUCCUUGAUAUUCCAAGAAGCCGUCUGGUAAAAUACCCUCUACUUCUUCGAGAAAUCUUGAGGCACACACCAAAUGAUAAUCCAGAUCAGCAGCACUUGGAAGAAGCUAUAAACAUCAUUCAGGGAAUAGUGGCAGAAAUCAACACCAAGACUGGGGAAUCAGAAUGCCGCUAUUAUAAAGAGCGGCUUCUUUACUUGGAAGAAGGCCAGAAAGACUCUCUGAUCGACAGCUCUCGAGUCUUGUGCUGUCAUGGUGAACUGAAGAACAAUCGGGGUGUGAAACUGCACGUUUUCCUGUUCCAAGAAGUGCUUGUGAUCACUCGAGCCGUCACCCACAAUGAGCAGCUUUGCUACCAGCUGUACCGUCAGCCGAUCCCCGUGAAGGACCUCCUGCUGGACGACCUGCAGGACGGAGAAGUGAGACUGGGUGGCUCCCUGCGAGGGGCAUUCAGCAACAAUGAGAGAAUUAAAAACUUCUUCAGAAUCAGUUUCAAGAAUGGAUCCCAAAGUCAGACCCACUCACUACAAGCCAAUGACACCUUCAACAAACAGCAGUGGCUUAACUGUAUUCGUCAAGCCAAAGAAACAGUUUUGUGUGCUGCUGGGCAGGCUGGGGUGCUUGACUCCGAGGGAUCAUUCCUGAAUCCCAUCACUGGGAGCAGAGAGCUACAGGGAGAAACAAAACUUGAGCAGAUGGACCAAUCAGACAGUGAGUCAGACUGUAGUAUGGACACCAGUGAGGUCAGCCUCGACUGUGAGCGCAUGGAACAGACAGACUCUUCCUGUGGGAACAGCAGGCAUGUUGAAAGCAACGUCUGACAGAAGCAUGCACACUUCAGGAAGCAGGCCUGCAUCUUACCUGUACAGUAUUUGCAUUCCGCAGAUGGAACGGUUUGGAAAAGCACUUUUUAAUACUUUUGUGACCAUGUUGGCCCAGUCUCUUGUAUCUGUACCUUUGUCCCUAGUACUGUAACUGCCAGCCUGUCUGUGUAAGCUGGAAUCUGUGGCAACCGUUACCCUGCGUUAUAUUUCCCAAGUGUUUGGAUGGAUGGAGAGGUACUCAAACAAGUUACUUUCAAUUGUCCUGCUGGAUUAAAAAAAAAAAAAUAGAAAAACAAUCCCGAAACUACUGUUUUACAUAAAUUGCUUGAAGAGUCUUUCCUCUUGUGCUUCUCUAGCACUUUCCCAGCUCUUUGAUGUGGUAGCUAAAAAUUUAGAGGGCCUUGUAAAUAGGGCAUGAGAAAGUCACCUGUGUAUCGGGAUGGUACUAGAGAGAAAAUCAGGAAAGACCAACCCAUGAAGUGAACUUGGUUUGAUUUUAUUCAACUAGAAAGCUUGAAAACAUCCCUGGGCAUUCUGAAGGCUUAAUUUUGCAAAGGAGGAUGCAUUGUCUGAACCUUGCAACUUAAUCCAGUGCAAGUUUGAUGCAAGAAUUUAUUAGGACAUAAAAUAGAGGGUCAGGACAAAAGCAGCUGCCAGCUCUGAAUCUUUAACUGAAAUGCACGUGGCACCAGGAGGUGUCUCUCAUAGUUGGUGGCUAGCCUAAAACAUCCGAAUAGAACCCAAAGGGCCUAGGGAAGCCUGCCAGGAUAACAAGAAGGCCCUGUCUUCAUUAUGUUUCAUCUGCCUAGGCCUACUCACAUUUUAGAGAAUGAGUGAAGGAACAAGGAAGAGAGACCGUGACUCUACCAAUGACACUGUUUACAGAAACACAGGAGCGGAAUAAUUUGGAAUGAAAAGCAUUUCAUCAGAAACUUCUAUGGGAGCCAUUAAGAGAAAAGCAUGGUCCAGUGCCUUCUGAGAAAGGCCAGAGCCUUGGGCUUUCCUGCUCUGCUUUUGGGUCAUCAGUUUGCCAUCUCUGGUUCUGUGCUAUAACCAGAAUUGUAAUUACAUUCUCCAGAGGCCAAUUUCAUUAACUCUGAUUAAUUAGGAUCAGCUAGCCAAAUUAGUAGCCUCUUUGUCCAGCCUUGAUUUACAGUGCAAGGUAAAGUGCAGACCUUAAAAAAAGCUAAGUACGUAGAAGAGCUCCCUGCAAGUGUAAAUAUUAAGAAUGUCCUGUGCAAAAUUAUACCCACACCAGCACUAGUAGUAAUGAUUCUAAAUUAUUGCCAAAAAUUUUUUUUUAAUUUUCUGUCUUUCAAGUUUACAGAAAAGUAAGCAGUAAAUGCAUUGAUGUCAUUUUAUUAUGUACAUAUAUCAUGUGCAUUCAAAGAAGCUGUGUGACAAGAUAUAUCAAUAUAAAAACAAGGUAUAUUACUUUAUUAUUUUUUAAAAACAAAGAUAUUGUUGUCAGUUUUACCCUGUAAAACAUAUUUCUGUAUUUAUAGAUCUUAAACAUGGUGAAUUUUUUCUAUCACAAGUUUAUUUAAAACUGCUUUGUUUUCUCAAGUUGUUAUUGAUACAGCAAGUGAACCUGCUGCAGAUAGAAGCAGAGGAAAGCCAAGAACAGCCUUUUAAUGGUGAAGAAAAGAAUGAAUGAUUCUUUGUAGGAGCCAUCAGCCACUUUGUAGGACCCAUCAGCCAGUGUGCUGGGAAAAGAGGUUUGUCAUAUGUUGGCCUAUGGUAAGAAAGUCAAUGAAUGUUUUGAUGAAAUGAAUGUUUUUGUAUAACGGCCUUAAACUUUUCUGGAAGUAUUUCAAAUAAAUUACAUUAAAAUGUCA